AUGAGCAAACGGAAAGCGCCGCAGGAGACGCUCAACGGGGGGAUCACCGACAUGCUCACAGAACUCGCCAACUUUGAGAAGAACGUGAACCAGGCGAUCCACAAAUACAACGCUUACAGGAAAGCAGCAUCUGUAAUAGCAAAGUACCCAGACAAAAUAAAGAGUGGAGCAGAAGCUAAGAAACUGCCCGGCGUUGGAACAAAAAUUGCUGAAAAGAUUGAUGAGUUUUUAGCAACUGGAAAAUUGCGUAAACUGGAAAAGAUUCGGCAGGAUGAUACAAGUUCAUCUAUCAAUUUCCUGACUCGAGUUACUGGUAUUGGUCCAUCUGCUGCAAGGAAGUUUGUAGAUGAAGGAAUUAAAACAUUAGAAGAUCUCAGAAAAAAUGAAGAUAAAUUGAACCAUCAUCAGCGAAUUGGGCUGAAAUAUUUUGAGGACUUUGAGAAAAGAAUUCCUCGUGAAGAGAUGUUACAAAUGCAAGAAAUUGUACUAAAUGAAGUUAAAAAAGUGGAUUCUGAAUACAUUGCUACAGUCUGUGGCAGUUUCAGAAGAGGUGCAGAGUCCAGUGGUGAUAUGGAUGUUCUUCUGACCCAUCCAAGUUUUACCUCUGAGUCAAACAAACAGCCAAAACUGUUACAUCGCGUUGUGGAGCAGUUACAGAAGGUCUGUUUUAUUACAGAUACUCUGUCAAAAGGUGAAACAAAAUUCAUGGGUGUUUGCCAGCUUCCCAGUAAAAAUGAUGGAAAGGAAUAUCCACACAGGAGAAUUGAUAUCAGGUUGAUACCCAAGGAUCAAUAUUACUGUGGUGUUCUCUAUUUCACCGGGAGUGAUAUUUUCAAUAAGAAUAUGCGAACUCAUGCCUUAGAAAAGGGUUUCACAAUCAAUGAAUACACAAUCCGUCCCCUAGGAGUCACUGGAGUUGCUGGAGAGCCCCUGCCGGUGGACAGUGAGAAAGACAUUUUUGACUACAUCCAGUGGAAAUACCGAGAGCCCAAGGAUCGGAGUGAAUGA
This is a messenger RNA of Pipistrellus nathusii (Nathusius's pipistrelle), 1008 nucleotides long. NCBI's taxonomy places the organism in Eukaryota, Metazoa, Chordata, Mammalia, Chiroptera, Vespertilionidae. The record is from the annotation of a GenBank genome assembly.